AUUUACAGACGUUGUAGACGUGGGUCGGCCGGUUGGUGGGUUGCGUCGUACCGUCUGCGCGUGGUGCAUAUUUUUGUCUUGGAAAGAAAUACCAUUUUUCAAGUGUUUUCUUUGCUGUUAAGAUAUGACACUUCAACUCGAAAGUAUGUCUUUAAGUCCGGAAGAGUUAAACCGUCUGAAACAGCGUGCUUUUGAGUCAGAACAGCUUCUUUCUUCUUUGAAGGAUGAGCUGGAAGAGUUGAGUUCCUUAUACGUUAGUAAACGAAACCAUGAUUUGACAAUUAGACUGACCCACGAAAAUGCAGCUCUUAGGCGUCAAGUUGAAGAACAGAAGAACUUGUUGAACAAGAUUGAAUUGCAGAACCAAGUCCCUCAAGUUCCCCGACCUCCGUUCCCACGCCAGGCUGGUGCAGGCAUGUGUACAUCCGCUGCGCCCCCUGCUCAAGCUGAAGACACAAGUCCUAAGGAGGAAAAUAAACCCGCCAAACAAGCUAAGGCUGCUAAGAAGGACCAAACUAAGAAACCUAUCGGUGAAACUAAUAGCUCUUCAAAUAAGCAAGAGGCACCCGUUGACAUUAGUCGCCUGGACUUGCGAGUUGGACGCAUAGUUUCAGCUAAGAAACACCCUGAUGCUGAUGCACUGUAUGUUGAAGAAGUAGAUGUGGGCGAGGAUCAACCACGAACUGUGGUCAGUGGCCUUGUAAGAUUUGUUCCUCUGGAACAGAUGCAGAAUAGAAUGGCUGUACUUUUAUGCAAUUUGAAACCUGCCAAAAUGCGGGGAGUCACCUCCCAGGCUAUGGUUAUGUGUGCAAGUACCCCAGAAAAAGUUGAAAUCUUGGAUCCUCCUUCUGGAUGUCAGCCAGGUGACCAGGUACAUGUGGAAGGAUAUAUCCGCAAUCCUGAUCCUGUCUUAAAUCCAAAACACAAGGUAUUUGAAUCUGUUGCACCUGAUCUAAAGACAGAUAGCAAGAAAAUAGCUACCUACAAAGGUAUAGCUCUUCAUGUGCCUGGCAAAGGAAAUGUAACUGCACCAUCUCUCACAGAAGUGCAGAUAAAGUAGUUAAUAGUAAUUGGAGAAUUUCACUUAAUUUAAAUUAAAUCUUUCUUAACAAUAACAUGAAUAGUUUAUUACUAAAGGUGCCAAAGUAAAAUACAUGAAGCAAAAACCAA
Molecule: messenger RNA, 1170 nt
Organism: Frankliniella occidentalis (western flower thrips)
Lineage: Eukaryota; Metazoa; Arthropoda; Insecta; Thysanoptera; Thripidae
Gene: AIMP1
Product: aminoacyl tRNA synthase complex-interacting multifunctional protein 1
Exons: 6
Coding region: 125-1060 (311 amino acids)
Molecular function (GO): tRNA binding
Source: RefSeq, a predicted model, not a curated record